UGCUCCGGGGGCGGCGGCUGUGGCCUGUGGAGGUGGCCGGAGGGCGGCCGCGGUUGGCGCGGCGUAUCCGCUCGGGGUGGGCGCCACGCUGCGACGCAGCUGACAGGAAGCCGCCCGGGAGAGCCGCGUCCGGGCCUAGCGUUAUUUGCUUUUAUUUAUUUAUUUAUUUCCUUUUUUUUUCCCUUCACGACAGUCGCUUCGCGCACUGGAGCCUCCUCUGCAGGAGCCGCCGCGACGCCCCCUCGCGGGCCACGGGCCUAAGAGGCGCCGCCUGGGAACCCGGAGUCCCUGACGGGCCUGGGCGGCCGCCGGGGCCUGAAGCCUGGGCGUUCGGCGCGCCUCUGCGGCGUCCGCUCCUCCCCGCUCUGGGCGCGCCGGGCCUCGGCCUGGCCCAGCCGAGCGCCGCGCCCUCCCGACCGGGGCCACGCAGCCCGGCCCCAACCGCCCUCCGCCCGCCCGCAGUCUCUCGGAGCCGCCGCCGGCUCGGGCCCCGCCGCCGGGGUCACCCCUGGUUGGCUCCUGCCCGCUCCCAGCCGUCCGCUGCUCGAUGGGUGGGGUGGUUUUGAGCGUCCCCCCUGCUCCUUUUCUCAGCUCUUGACCGCAAGGACAGCGCCCGUGCCCUGCCGGUCCCCUCAGCCGCACGCACGCACGCCGCCAUCCACCUGCCUCCCCGCGGGGAUGGCCCGCCGGUGACCGCCACCGCCGCGCGCCCGAGCUGCCCUCGUCCCGGCUGCGCUGCGUUGUCCCGCGCUCGACCCCCUCCCCUGUCCACGGCGUCCCGGCUCCCGGCGACGCCAAGAGGGCGAAGAUGUGGCUGAAGCUGUUUUUCUUGCUCCUGUAUUUCCUGGUUCUGUUCGUCCUGGCCAGGUUUUUUGAGGCCAUUGUGUGGUAUGAGACCGGCAUCUUUGCUACCCAGCUGGUGGAUCCAGUGGCAUUGAGCUUCAAGAAGCUGAAGACCAUUCUGGAGUGUCGAGGUUUGGGAUACUCCGGGUUGCCCGAGAAGAAAGAUGUUCGGGAGCUGGUGGAGAAGUCAGGUGACCUGAUGGAGGGUGAACUCUAUUCUGCUCUUAAGGAAGAAGAGGCAUCUGAGUCAGUUUCUAGUACCAAUUUCAGUGGUGAAAUGCACUUCUAUGAGCUUGUGGAAGACACGAAAGAUGGCAUCUGGCUUGUUCAGGUCAUAGCAAAUGACAGAAGUCCUUUGGUGGGAAAAAUCCACUGGGAGAAAAUGGUAAAAAAGGUGUCAAGAUUUGGAAUACGAACAGGCACUUUUAACUGUUCUAGUGACCCCAGGUACUGCAGGAGAAGAGGCUGGGUUCGUUCUACCCUCAUUAUGUCUGUCCCACAGACAAGUACAUCUAAAGGAAAAGUCAUGCUUAAAGAGUAUAGUGGACGCAAGAUUGAAGUGGAACACAUUUUUAAGUGGAUAACUGCCCAUGCAGCUUCUCGAAUCAAAACUAUAUAUAGCGUUGAACAUUUGAAAGAAGAAUGGAAUAAAAGUGAUCAGUACUGGGUAAAAAUAUACCUAUUUGCAAAGCUUGACCAACCACCAGCUUUCUUCUCUGCAUUAAGUAUAAAAUUUACUGGAAGAGUUGAGUUUAUUUUUGUUAAUGUGGAAAAUUGGGACAAUAAGAGUUAUAUGACAGAUAUUGGUGUUUAUAACAUGCCAUCAUACAUACUUAGAACUCCUGAAGGAAUUUACAGAUACGGUAACCACACAGGUGAAUUUAUAUCCCUCCAGGCCAUGGAUUCAUUUUUGCGCUCAUUACAACCUGAAGUAAAUGAUCUGUUUGUUUUGAGUUUGGUUCUAGUUAAUCUUAUGGCUUGGAUGGACUUAUUUAUUACACAAGGAGCAACCAUCAAGCGGUUUGUGGUUCUCAUAAGCACUUUAGGGACAUACAAUUCCCUAUUAAUUAUUUCCUGGCUACCUGUGUUGGGCUUUCUACAGCUCCCUUACUUAGAUAGCUUUUAUGAAUAUAGCUUAAGAUUAUUGCGAUACUCUAAUACGACCACACUGGCUUCAUGGGUAAGGGCAGACUGGAUGUUUUACUCUUCACACCCAGCCCUAUUUCUCAGUACGUACCUUGGACAUGGUUUGCUAAUUGAUUACUUUGAGAAGAAGAGACGGCGCAGCAACAAUGAUGAAGUUAAUGCGAAUAAUUUGGAAUGGUUAUCAAGUCUGUGGGACUGGUACACCAGCUACCUCUUCCACCCGAUUGCUUCUCUUCAGAACUUUCCUGUAGAAUCUGACUGGGACGAAGACCCUGACUUAUUCUUGGAACGGUUAGCUUUCCCUGACCUUUGGCUUCACCCUCUGAUACCAACUGAUUAUAUUAAAAACUUACCAAUGUGGCGGUUUAAAUAUCUUGGGGUGCAAUCUGAAGAAGAAAUGUCAGAGAGUUCUCAAGACACUGAAAAUGACUCAGAUAGUGACAACAUGGACACUUUUAGUAGUAAGAAUGUAUUUGAAGAUAAACAAAGCAUGCACAGUUCUCCAGGAAGAACAAGCCACUGUGAUGCUGGAGCUUGUUCAUGUGCCAAUAAAUAUUGUCAGACCAGCCCGUGUGAAAGGAAGGGGAGGUCAUAUGGAGCACACAGCACUAAUGAAGAUAUGGAACCGGACUGGUUAGCUUGGCCUGCUGGUACACUGCACUGUACUGAAUGUGUUGUUUGCCUUGAGAAUUUUGAAAAUGGAUGUUUGCUAAUGGGGUUACCUUGUGGUCAUGUAUUUCAUCAGAAUUGCAUUGUUAUGUGGUUGGCUGGGGGCCGACACUGCUGCCCUGUUUGCCGUUGGCCUUCGUAUAAGAAAAAGCAGCCAUAUGCACAACAGUUGUUGUCAGAUGAUGUCCCAUCGUAACCAUGUGCAAUUUGUCCUUAAUAAGCUUUGAGUAUCUUACAGCUUGCCUUUUUAAUGUUAGUCACAAGUGUGUGGUUUGAAGUUUAGUUUAAUGUUAGUGCAGUGACAGGAAGUACACAUUAUGCUGAUGUUGAUGGCAGAGUUGAUCUGGGUGCCUGUGUGUCAGUUGAAUGCAUACUAAACUGUAAAAAUUUAUUUCCAGCAUUGGAAAUUCAGAAGUUAAUGUUUUUUUGUAAGCACAAAAGAAGUAUAGUAGAAAUUUAUCCUAGGAAGACUUUACAAGGCAGAGUCAAAUCUAGUGGGACUAAGUUGGUUUCUUAUUCUAAAUGUUUUCUCCCUUUUUACAAUCUUUGUCCAGCACCUCUUGGUUAAAUAAUGUAUGCUCUGAGACAUGAAAUUAAAGCAGAUCUAUGAAAUAAAUUAUUUUAAAACCAGAAGGUUAUAGGUUUUCCAGUGUUAAGCUGUGAUACAGCGACUGCUUUUUGUAGGUGUGUUGCUGGUGUGUUAAUUUCACGGGAAGUGCAACAGUUUUGAGGAAAGGGCAGGAAUCCUGCUGCUGACGCUGGCUGUGAGUAGUGGAUCCACCUCACCGCUAGACAGCUUUGACAGGAAAGCAUGCCAUAGGGGUUUUUAAAUAAGUGUUACAAUUUGUUGUUUAGCAUAUUCAUCUAAAUAAAAGCAACUAUGGCUUAUUAGUCAUA
Messenger RNA from Arvicola amphibius (Eurasian water vole), 3555 nucleotides. RefSeq names its product ring finger protein 103 (gene Rnf103). The coding region runs from base 809 to 2854 and encodes 681 amino acids. Gene Ontology annotation, biological process: protein ubiquitination. Gene Ontology annotation, molecular function: ubiquitin-protein transferase activity. Gene Ontology annotation, cellular component: endoplasmic reticulum. The transcript has 4 exons. NCBI's taxonomy places the organism in Eukaryota, Metazoa, Chordata, Mammalia, Rodentia, Cricetidae. The record is from RefSeq and is a predicted model, not a curated record.